Messenger RNA from Adineta ricciae, 2754 nucleotides. Lineage: Eukaryota; Metazoa; Rotifera; Eurotatoria; Adinetida; Adinetidae. The record is from the annotation of a GenBank genome assembly.
AUGUUAGUAACGACAAAACAGUGGCUUUCAUCUACAAUGAUGAAUGGAACACGAAAUGAGUUUCAUUCAUCGAUUGAUAAUCACAACAAUUCACAAUAUUCGUUAUCUAUUGAACCGACCUGGGCUAGUUUAUCAUUGAUUACGAUCAUCCUAUUUACUGUAUGUGGUAAUAGUCUUGUAUGCAUAGCCGUUAUACGUGAAAGACAUCUACGAAAUACAACGAAUUACUUCUUGACAUCAUUGGCAUUUACCGAUUGUCUUGUGGCAUGUCUCGUUAUGCCAAUUGCUGUGACGAUCGAACUCAUUGGACAUUUUCCGUUCAAUGCCUUAGCGUGCAACGUCUGGUUAACAUUCGACGUUUGCUGUAGUACAUCGUCGAUAUGGCACAUGAGUGUUAUGUCACUCGAUCGAUAUCUCACAUUGCGAUAUCCGCUAAAAUAUGGACGAAACAAACGACGAAGUCUGAUGGCUUAUAAAAUCAUUACAAUAUGGUUAAUUUCAUUUGGUAUCUGUCUGCCACUAUUUAUUCUCGGAUUAGUUGAUCCAACGAAUGUAUAUAACGAGGCGACACGUGCAUGUUUUCCAUCUCACCGAACUUUUAAAAUUUAUGGUUCAUUUGUUGCUUUUUUUAUUCCAUUGGUUAUUAUGGUCGUUACAUAUGCAUUGACAAUGAGUGCAUUGCAACAAGCGCAUACGACAAAGAAGAAUCGUUAUACAAGGCGACAAAAGAUGCAUGCUGUUAUUAAUUUAGCAACGAUGGCAAUGAGAUGGAAACGAGCUGUCAAUAACGAUACAGCUGAUGAACAGAAGACUUCCAAUGAGUCGGUAGCAGUCAAAUCUGACGAGAAAAAUCAAACGAUAAGUUCAACGUCAGAAUCAAGUCAUUGUCAACGAAAACGUGCAACAUCGUUACUUGAACCUAGUCAAUAUGCAUCAGGAAAGAAGGGUUUAGUUGAACGAAUAUUUACAUCGAAUUAUCGCCUCAAUGAACCACGGGCACCGAUUACUUGGCAUAAACGAAAGGAAAAAGUGCUCCAACCGCUAGACGAAAAGUCGACUGAACAAGCGUCGCCAUCAUCCAUUCGACAUCUCGUUCCUGAAUCACCAAAUAAUCAUAAUACACAUGCAAAACGCUCUCAUUCCUGUACGCCAUUGCUUGAUGUUGAAGAUGGUCGGAAAAGUCGUCGACGACGAAGUUCGUCUGCCCACACAAUACUUCAAAUUCGACGCGAUUCAGCAAAGAUUCGCGAAGAAUUAGAAAGACUAACAGCACAAUUAUCUGCAGCAAUGAAUAAUGACGGUACAUCGGGAAAACGUUUGUCUCUCUCCGUUCCAGGUGCGCCCGAUACUACAGCAAAUGAAACACCAACAAUAGAUCAAUUACUUGCUGAAACUGCGAUCAAUCAACCUAUUAUUAUUCCAAGUUCAUAUCUUCUAGUCGAUCAGAAUAUGUCUCCCCCUACUCACAAUAAUUUUCAUCUUCAAUUAGGACGGUCACAUAGUGCAGAUACUCGAUUAGCAUCAUUUGAUUCCACGGAUGACAAGGCUAUGAUGAGUAAUGGGAUACAUGUUCCAAAUCUUCUUGUUACACAUGAUAGUACACAAAAUUUACCGUUAAAUACCAACAACAACAAUAAUAACAAUGAUGAUGCUCAUAAUAUUAGUCACAAUAACAAGAAUUCAAAUAGUUUAAAUAUUCUUCACAAACUCGAACCGAUGACACGUCGUCUAACAUCACCCUCCAAAUUUGAUACAACAUGUCAACGUAUCAAAGAUUGGAUUACAGUAACAACUUCAUCAACAACUCUUGACCUACAUUCAAAUAUUCGAUCACGUUGUGUGUCAGCUGUCAACGUAACAGAAAAUACGCCCAUGUUAGCCGGACAAAAAUCACAACUGCAUAAUUCUCCAUUGUCAAAUCUUAAACGUUAUUUCCCUCGUAUGGAACAUUUAUAUGGACAAGCAGCAGCUCCGAAUGCCAUUCCUCGCUCCUACCAAGCAUCCUUUUCAUACCAUCACCAUCAGCCUCAACAACUUCUACUCGUCGAUGAUCACGUUGCAUCUGUACACAGUUUCGCUGCCAUGCAACGAAGUAGUGUAAGUUCAAUAACAUCAACAAUGUUAGCUGCUCGUCUUAUGCGCGCUCAUCGUCCAAGUACUUCAUCAUCGAUUGGUUCAACGUCACAGAAAGGUCUGCGAAGGCGGCCACCACGUCUGAACGAUGUUCUAUCUCAAGCCAGUUUUCAGAUGGUUUCUCUCGAUACUGAAGAUUCAUCAUCUGGCUCAUCAAGUCUUACACAUCAAUCAGCGAAUGUCAAAGCAGCCAUUGCUGGAACAAACGCACCACCUGCCGUAUCCGCUCCCAAGAAACAUCCAACAUUUCGAAAUUUAACAAAAACAUCAGCUAGUAAUGAACGCAAAGCCAUGCGUGUUCUACUAAUUAUCUUUUCUAUCUUUGUCAUCUUGUGGACACCCUUUUUUGUUAUCAAUCUUCUUUCAUGUUUCAUCGCCGAUAUGCAUCCAAUCUUUAUAUCUGUUGCGACAUGGCUUGGUUACUGUUCCUCAGGUGCAAAUCCAAUUAUUUAUACCAUAUUUAGUCGAACUUUUCGUCGAGCUUUUUUUAACAUUCUGACUUGUCGGAAAGUCAUUACUUCACAUCGUUCCCAAGUAUUCAACCCAUCUUGUCAUUCGAUGACCAUGUCUAUGGGACGAAAAAUGUCCAUUGCAAGUCGAGGACCAGCUGAUAUACGUUGA